Messenger RNA from Brassica oleracea var. oleracea, 1140 nucleotides. Its product is annotated as UDP-glycosyltransferase 84A1-like. The record is from RefSeq and is a predicted model, not a curated record. The transcript has a single exon. The coding region runs from base 1 to 1140 and encodes 379 amino acids. Gene Ontology annotation, molecular function: UDP-glycosyltransferase activity. NCBI's taxonomy places the organism in Eukaryota, Viridiplantae, Streptophyta, Magnoliopsida, Brassicales, Brassicaceae.
AUGGAGUUGGAAUCUUCCUCAGACUCGAGUCCAGUUCAUGUAAUGCUUGUGUCGUUUCAUGGACAAGGCAGCGUCGGUCCUUUUCUUCGUCUCGGAAAGCUAAUUGCUUCAAAGGGAACAGUCGUUACGUUCGUCACUACGGAGUACUGGGGGAAGAAAAUGAGACAAGCCAAGCAGAUCGUCGAAGGUGAGCUUAAACCGGUUGGUUCCAGUUCAAUCCGGUUUGAGUUUUUCGACGAUGGGUGUGCAGAAGAAGAUGUCCGGAGAGGUACCUCCUUGUACAUCCCACAGCUAGAACAAACCGGGAGACGAGAAGUAUCGAAACUCGUGAGGAGAUACGAGGAAAAGAAAGAACCCGUCUCUCGUCUGAUCAAUAACCCGUUUGUCCCGUGGGUCGGGGACGUGGCGGAAGAGUUAAACAUUCUGUGCGCAGUGCUCUGGAUACAAUCUUGUGCUUGUUUCUCAGCUUAUUAUCAUUACCAAAAUGGCUCUGUUCCUUUCCCAACAGAAGCAGAGCCUGAGCUCGAUGUAAAGCUCCCAUGCGUUCCUGUCUUAAAGCACGACGAGAUCGGGACGGUUGCGUAUUUGAAGCAAGAACAGAUGGAAGAGAUGGCUCACGGAGUUUUGAAAUCGGGUUUAUCGUUCUUGUGGGUGAUCAGACCUCCAUUACCAGAUUUAAAGCUGGAGACUCAUGUCGUGCCUCAAGAGCUGAAAGAAGCGUGUGGUAAGGGUGUAGGGAAGAUUGUGGAGUGGUGUCCUCAAGAGCAAGUGCUGGCUCAUUCUUCAAUGGCGUGUUUUGUGACUCACUGCGAAUGGAACUCGACAACAGAGGCUUUGACUUCAGGGGUUCCGGUGGUUUGGUUUCCGCAGUGGGGAGAUCAAGUCACCAACGCGGUUUAUCUGAUUGAUGUCUUCAAGACGGGAGUGAGGCUUGGCCGUGGAGCGGCGGACGAGGGGAUUGUACCGAGGGAGUUCGUAGCGGAGAAGCUUUUAGAAGCGACGGUUGGGGAGAAAGCGAAGGAGCUGAGGAAGAGUGCUUUGAAAUGGAAGGCGGAGGCGGAAGCAGCUGUGGCUCCGGGGGGUUCGUCCGAAAAGAAUAUCCGGGAGUUUGUGGAGAAGUUAGGCGUGAGCAGUGGCUGA